CGGCUGAUGGGAGCGGAAGCAUUCACGCAAGUGGAGCAAAAAUGCGGUAGUUGCACUCGACUAACCUCCGUCAGCUAUUGGCAAUGAAAAUUCAAAACAUCCAGUUCAAGUUCAACUGGCGCAGCACGUUUGCUAUGAGGAAGCGACGGGUCGAUCACCUCCAAGCUCGUCUUAAAUAGCGGACUUUUUCCAGAGGACAAACCAUUCCAGCCGCCAACUCCUUCCACCAUGAAGCUCACCAUCUUCUCCCUGCUUUUAAUCGCUGCGUGCAGCCUAAUGGAGGCUUCGCCAUGUGACGACUGUCUGGAGUGCUACACCGUCCCUCCUCAAUGCGCCUUGAAGGGCUUCAACACCAAGCAGGCCCUCUACAAGAGGUACCCGCUGCUCUACAGGCUCUACGAGAACAAGUGCAAGCUCUACUGCAAUAAACUGAACGGCGGCGCCUGCAGCUGCUCAGCUCCUCUAGCAGUCUCUGGAGCUUCAGCUCCAGCUCCAGUGGCUCCUCUUCAAGCAACUCUGCCUCCGGAAGUCAUCAGGGCACUGUUUGCCGGCCAAUUGCAGCCCGAAGGAAGCUGCCCCUGCUGCUCGUAAAGCUCGGAAAAGUCCAAUAAAUCAUUAGAUAGAAACAAA
Messenger RNA from Dendroctonus ponderosae (mountain pine beetle), 630 nucleotides. RefSeq lists its product as uncharacterized. Bases 229 to 591 code for a protein of 120 amino acids. The record is from RefSeq and is a predicted model, not a curated record. The transcript has 2 exons. Lineage: Eukaryota; Metazoa; Arthropoda; Insecta; Coleoptera; Curculionidae.